AUGGCCAACUCGAACUACAACUGGUUCACCGCGACAUUCAAAGAAGGUCUAUCCAGGUCGUAUGUUGCAGGGGUGCUAGCGGAAUGCAUUGGGGACAUAGUGCAGUCAAUGCUGAAUGACAGUGCAGUCAGUUCUGCCUGGGUCACCGAGUUUCAAUAUUCCACCAAUCGUUUUGAUCAAGCCCUCCGAGUCUUCAGCUUGCUCGAUGCCCACAACCUGGACAUAAACUUAAUUUUGAGCUUUCAUAGAGCUGUGUUGAAUGAGGACGGAAUUCGUUCCGUUCUCCGCGACCGUUUUGAGCUUGUCCCAACUCGGACCCAGACGUGGCCUAAUAACCCGACAAUGGAGGUUACAACCACCUUACCUGCCGAACAAAUGCCUUUCGAGGUUUAUUAUCAUCACCUCCUUCGCAAACAUCGCGGCAUUCCUCUGUACUCCCCAGCACCGCGAGACACUCUUCCUGAGACGUAUCGAGAAGCGGGCGUGUUUAUUGGUGAUGUUGGUCGCAUCACAAGUGAUGGCUCCUUUGAUUUUUUCUUCAACGUGUAUCGUGCUGCAGACGACCCAGUCAACGUGAAUGGAGUUCCGGCCGGGUUUACUCUCCUUGCGAUGUAUCCUCAUUAUCACAUUUCGCACAAAACGCGGCGACCCGGCGACUUCGUCGGAAGUCUUUCCAUUCAACUAGAGUCAACGCAGCCUUUCGAUCCUUCGCAUUUUCCCGGUGCUGAAUAUAUAUUUCAUUCCACUCACUCUGAUGGGGCAGUACUAGCCCUGCCCCACGGCUCUCAGGUGCAGAAAGUGGAGGCCAUCAGGACAAUGAGGCAGUAUGCAGCCCAGAAUGCUAAAUAUUGGUACGAAUUUGCGUUGGGGCCUGAACUAGGACGUGAUAUUGAGAACGGCCAACUCUAUUUUGUCACUGGCUGGGAGAAGGCGCCAUCUUGGGGUAUAGCUUCGUUCCAAACAGGAUACACGCCCCAAGCCAUCGCACAACAGCUUCGGUUUCAGCCUACUGCUCCUCUUGAAUCACAAUACAAGUAUCGCUGGAGCUGUUUACCCAGCAUUGCCGACACCGAUUUUGCGGACGCACCAAUGAUCACCGCACCACUCAAUCAAACACUUUUCCUCCAUGCAUUUGCGAUUUCUCUGGACGAAGCACUCUGGCUCCAACUACUCGCCGGCAACGAUGCAGUCCAGACUGUGCACCACCCUCCAGCGGCAGGACCAGGUUUCUCCUCUCUACAAAUCAGUCCUCAUAGAGCGUCAUCUUGGAUGGCAUCGUUCUCUCGUCUAAUACCAGGGUCUGGUGGAGGGAAUACCGAUGAUGCGGCGGAACAAGGCUCCAGCGAUGUCUUUAUGUCUGCUACCCCUCCUCCUCCUCCUUCACGUUUGUUUCACCCUUCGCAGCUGAUCAACGAGGAACUUCUUCGUCAGAUCAAUGGAGUAACGGUGGCCAUAACACACAGUGAUGACUGGAUGGAAAUACUGGACGACUCUCGGCCUUCUCCACUAGCUGCUGUAACUCCAGAAUUGUUCAAGGAGGCCAUAUAUGAUGACUGCCUGGAGGUCAAGAAGGAAGAAGGUUUUGUGUAUCUCGAACGACUGUCUGCACCAACCUCGAGCGCACUUAUGCUGAGAGAACUAAGGCCUCACGCGUCGACCAAUCCCCCCUCCCAAGUUAAUCGACGUCGACCCCCUUCUCAGCUAUCGUCAAGUUCUCAACCUGACUUGCAACGGCAGGAUGCCAAAGAAAAUACACAACAGAAAAAAACAAGUUGCAGUAAACAGCGUUUCCGAGCGGGUAACCGUGUGUUUUACUGGGAUGGGGGCGGACGCACAGUCUAUUGCGUGAUUAAGUCUCUGGCCAUUAUUCCGGGUGGGACUGUGGCCGUCACGGCAAUCACCGACUCUGGCACUACGAUGCGGCUACCUGCAGCUGCCUUGCAAAACUUGUCCGUGUAA
Mycena indigotica is the source of this 1959-nucleotide messenger RNA. RefSeq names its product WD40 containing domain protein. NCBI's taxonomy places the organism in Eukaryota, Fungi, Basidiomycota, Agaricomycetes, Agaricales, Mycenaceae. The record is from RefSeq and is a predicted model, not a curated record. The transcript has 11 exons. The coding region runs from base 1 to 1959 and encodes 652 amino acids.